Messenger RNA from Phaedon cochleariae (mustard beetle), 750 nucleotides. NCBI's taxonomy places the organism in Eukaryota, Metazoa, Arthropoda, Insecta, Coleoptera, Chrysomelidae. The record is from the annotation of a GenBank genome assembly.
AUGCACGAAAUUGGCCAUGCUCUUGGGCUGAGCCACAGUGGUGUCAAUACAGCUAUUAUGUAUCUUUGGUAUCAAGCGAGUCCAGCAUUAUUCGAUAUAGAUGAUAAGAUGACAAUAGAAUAUUUGUAUGGGCAGAAAACUGAAAACUAUCAACCAACAACAACCUCGACAACGCAGACAACCGAAUCCCAAAAACCAAUAUCCCAGCAUACCUCUACCACAGCUUCAUCAGUGCCAUCAAAUGAACCCCAUAACAUAGACGUUACUAGCACAACCUCAAAGCCUCAGAUAACUCCAACAAAAUUAUGCGAAAUUCAAGUGCCAGACUUUAUGUUUCUAGCCACAGCACCCCAGUUUCAAAAUUAUCGCAUGUACGUGGGAUACAAUAGAUUUUUGUGGAAGAUCGAUUUGAACGAUAUGCGAAUUCCAUCACAGCCAGAGCUGCUUGAUGAUUAUCUCCCUGAAAAUCUAAAGGAUUCUAGAGUUUCUCAUGUCUUCCAAAAUUCUGGAAGUGAUCUAGUGACAUUGAUAAACGAUAGCGUGUAUUAUGCAGCAUCUUUUCCGAAUUUUCGAAUCCACCAAAACUUUAAUUUUCCUUUGCCUUCUGGAGCAAAAAUUAAUGCUGUCUACCAGACAAACAGUGGACAGGCUUAUUUGUUAUAUAACAACGAUUCUUACAUUGCAUUCGAUGCUUCCCAGGAAUUCCUGCAGGCAAAAUAUCAGCUUUUCGUUAUAUCGACGAGAAUAUAA